AUGAUAAUUGAGGAAUAAAUUGAAGAAAAAAUGAUAUAUAAAGCCAUUCAUCGAGUUAAGGUGAAUUAUCAAAAGAAAAUAGACAGAUACAUUUUGUAUAAGAAGUCUAGAUGGUUUUUCAAUCUACUUUUGAUGUUAUUGUAUGCCUAUAGGAUUUAAAAUAUCGGUGGAUUUUACAUUGUUACAUAUAUAUACUGUGUUUAUCAGUUGCAACUAUUAAUUGACUACUUUACUCCUCUUGGAUUGCCACCAGUUAAUUUGGAAGAUGAGGAGGAAGAUGAUGAUUAAUUCCAAAAUGAUUUUUCGGAAUUGCCAACAACGCUAAGUAAUAAGAAUGAGUUGAAUGAUAAAGAAUUUAGACCAUUGCUCAGAACAACAUCAGAGUUUAAGGUUUGGUAAAAAAGUGUAUUUUCUGUCAUCUUUGCAUAUUUUUGUACUUACAUACCAAUAUGGGAUAUACCUGUAUAUUGGCCCUUUUUAUUCUGCUAUUUCUUUGUUAUCGUUGGAAUGAGUAUACGCAAAUAUAUAAAGCAUAUGAAAAAAUAUGGCUAUACGAUUCUUGAUUUUACAAAAAAAAAGUGA
Molecule: messenger RNA, 582 nt
Organism: Paramecium tetraurelia
Lineage: Eukaryota; Ciliophora; Oligohymenophorea; Peniculida; Parameciidae
Exons: 3
Biological process (GO): retrograde vesicle-mediated transport, Golgi to endoplasmic reticulum; protein retention in ER lumen
Cellular component (GO): Golgi membrane
Source: RefSeq, a predicted model, not a curated record